AUGGGCCCAACCACGCCCUAUUCGACCCCACCCGAAGAAUUCCAAAACCCUUUUGAAGACCCGAUCAUGAGCCCCGAAAAGUUGUACGACGACGAAUCGAUUGCGACGAGCAAUGACCGACCCAACCGCCGCCAGCGCGACAGUUGGCCCGGCGUGCCCGCGACCUCGACGACCCAUCGUUCGAUCUGGAAGAAGAAGCGCUGCUGGGCCAUCCUUUUUUUCGUCGUCGCUGGUGUUGCCGUCGCUGUUGCGUUGAGUGCUCGUGCUUACGAGGAUGUUCGCAAGAAUGCCAAGGAGAAUCAUCGCAUCGGCAUGGCGCUGUGCGAGCAGUACCCCACCCUUCCUUACUGGUGAGGAAAAUUUGGCACUAGGCCCCGCCUCUUCCCGAUUGUACUGACCUCGAUCAUUUCGCCAUCAUAGCCUCAAAAUUAAAGACGAGGUCGAUCCUUACAAUGGAACGCUUCGCUACGCAUAUGGAAUGGUCUCGAUCAACGACACCACCGCCUCUCUUUCGAACGACACCACUGCCGCCGGCGCCGUCCCACUCGACCGGCCCUUCUCUGAUCCACAAGCUCAUCAUCGACGCCGAGCAACAAUGGAAUGCCAAGCUCGCCAAGCAGAGUCAUUCGCUGGUCCAAGCCGUUGCGGAGUACAAGCGACGUUACAACCAGAACCCUCCCGUCGGUUUCGAUCGAUGGUACCAGUUUGCGAUGGACAACAACGUCCAGCUCAUCGACGAAUAUGACUCGAUUUACGAGAACAUUUUCCCUUACGCCUCGAUCCCGAGUCGGGAGCGAUCGGAUAUGCUCCAAGAGGACGGAACGUUGUGGGUCCACAACCUCAGUUUCACGAUCGACGUGACGAACCACAAAGCAACCCUCGAGGGCCCGAUGACGAAAAGAAACUCGCGCGCGGAGAACCUCUUGUUGCUCAUGGAGGGUAUCUUGCCCAUGCUUCCCGAUCUCAACUUGACCGCGACUGGACACGAUUCGGGCUACAUCGUCGCCUCGGCCAACAUGAAGGCAAAGCACAUUGAGGCCGCCAAGGCCAAGCGAUGUAAGUCAUAGAUCGUCUUCAUACUUCCUCACGGCCAGCAUCUGAUCAACUUCGUUUCUUUUUUCACUGUAUCAGACCUCACUGAGGACCAGCUCAUGGACUUUGACGAUAACAAGACUCUUGAGUAAAUCCCGCGUCGGGAAUCCGUAUCUUCUGUUCCUCUCCUGGCGAGCUGACCGAUGGCUUCAUUUACCACACCCUCCCAGUGGCUGGCAAACUCUUUGUCCCCGCGGCUCACCCAUUCGCAACGUCUCUCACAUCGCCGACCGGCUGGCCAAGAACGAGCGCAAGCAAAUCACUUUCAUCGAGGACCACAAGGAGGCGAUGAACAUGUGCAACCAUCCCGAGAUCCAGCCUCUUCAUCGAUACACAUCCUGGUCAGUAGCGCUUCACUCAAGAAGUGAUCAAGCCAAUUUUCAGCUUGACUGACCUACGUCCACAGGGAGGGUCCUCGACCGGCUCUCUUGUUCCCCCUCUUCGCUUUCGCCACCACGACCAUGCACAACGACCUCUUGCUCCCUUCGCUCGAGCAAUGGGAGGUGCCACCCGGAGACGACCCGACUUGGGCCGAAAAGACCAACGAUGGAACGGCGUCCAACUUGAACCUUUCGGACAAGACCAACCGCGAGAUGUCGCAGCGACCUCGAUUGAUCGAGUGUGAGUUGAUGAGCCCUGGAGACUCUCUAUGCGCCUUCGCUAGAACUGACCUGUGGGCUCGGGUUUGAUUAUUUCGACAGUCAGAGACGUCAACGGCAAUGUGACUGUUCAACUCUCACUCAGCGACACAAAUGACACGAUCGGCCCCGUGACGGCCUAUACCGUCCCCGCUCGUGAACUCGCUGCAGACUACUUCGACUUUGCUCUCGUCGGCGACAUUUCCUCCAACUGCCUUCCCGAGGACCAAGCGCUUUGCGACCAGUUCAAAUCCACGCACCGCUUCAGCCCCUUCAUGACGCGCGAGGAACAAAACCUCUACAAGUACACGAUGGAUAUCGACGGCAACGGAUGGUCACGUCGUUUCCAUACCUUGAUGAGCUCCAAUUCGCUCGUGCUCAAGUCGACGAUUCGUCCUGAAUGGUACUUUGAUCGUAUUCAACCUUGGUACCACUACGUCCCCGUCAACGUCGAUUAUACGGACCUGUUCAAUAUCAUGGCUUUCUUCAAAGGUGACAUUGAUGGCAAUGGCGCGCACGACCAACUCGCCGAGACGAUGGCGGCUCAAUCCAAGGAAUGGGCCGCGGCGUACUGGCGUUGGGAGGACAUGCAGGCGUACCUCUACCGCCUGUUGCUAGAGUACAAUCGCGUCAUGCAGCGCGAUUCCAACAAUUACAACAGCCACGACUUUGCGCAAUAUUAG
Microbotryum saponariae is the source of this 2413-nucleotide messenger RNA. The record is from the annotation of a GenBank genome assembly. Lineage: Eukaryota; Fungi; Basidiomycota; Microbotryomycetes; Microbotryales; Microbotryaceae.